Messenger RNA from Trichoderma gamsii, 303 nucleotides. RefSeq lists its product as hypothetical. Lineage: Eukaryota; Fungi; Ascomycota; Sordariomycetes; Hypocreales; Hypocreaceae. The record is from RefSeq and is a predicted model, not a curated record. The transcript has a single exon. Bases 1 to 303 code for a protein of 100 amino acids.
AUGAUCGACAAAUCUCAAUGCCAAACUCACACCCGCACUCCCUGGGGCUCAAACCCCCACCGCUACGACUACCGCCUCCGCUACCUCAUGAUGGGCCUCCUCUGUGUCUGCGUUCUUGCCGUCUUCAUCGUCAGCCUCGUCAUACUCGGCGACCGCGCCCUCAAAAACUACCAGAUCGUUUCCUCUGGCGACGAAAGCCCCACGAUAACGGUUGGGCCGCCCUUAUCAACUCCUUAUAACGCCACUAUUACGAAUUCUGUGGCAAACGUUACCACAUAUAACAAGAGCGGCAGGAUUACAUGA